AUGGAUCGGCCUCAACCCCUCCAACCCAUCGCCCCGAAGACGGGGUCAGCCGCCGAGGAGCGACCGGGCAAGAGAAAGAGGGUUCAUCUUAGCUGUACAGAGUGUACAAAGAAAAAGGCCAAGUGCGAUAGAGCUCUGCCUUGCGGGACAUGUCAAGCACGAAGAAUACCGGGUCUAUGUUCGUACCUGAUCGCAGGGAAUUAUGAAGUCGCUGUCGACACGAGGGACAGGUCGAUAGAUGUUCAACAACGGCUGGAGAGGGUCGAGCAGAUCUUGUUGGGUAAUAGCAACGAUGGUAGUAACGGUGACCACGGGGAACAUCGAUCGAGCUACAACGCAGCAACGGCACCUCACCCCAUCUCGGCGAAUCACAACCAUAACCCAAACCACGGAAGGAUCUCACACGAGAAGUAUUACGGUCCUUCAGCCUUGUUCACGGUGGAUAAACCGCCGGUAGUCUUGAUUCCCGACGACCAGACCAAUAUUGCCGAUACUGGUGGACGGGGCGGGAGGAGUAUCGAUGGACCGAUCGCGGCAGCCCGAAGGGCGUUAGGGGAGUUGUACGCUUUCUUGCCUUUUCCGGCCGAGCGGGAAAGGUUGUUGAAUCAUUAUUUCAGGACGAUAAAUAUGACCCGGUUCCCCAUCCAGGAAACGAUCUUUCUCGACCAUCACCGUCGAAUAGGUCUCCAGCAAUUCGACCCUUCUGGACAGGAUACGGCCGAGAUCGUGCACUUUAUGCCGUUACUGUUCAUCGUCUUGGCAAUCUCGACUCUGGCGGACCAGUCACAGCCCAAGGGAGCGAGACAAGAUGCCGCGGAGAACCUAUACGAAGCGUCAAGACGGGCGACGGCGGUGUCUGAUACGGUUUCACAAGGAAACACUUCCUUGUGGCUGGUCGUAGGGGACAUACUGGUCGCGAGGUACUUGGUACUGUCGAGACGAGCAUCGGACGCCUACGUUUCGGUCGGAACGGCUGUCAGGAAGGCUCAGGCGAUAGGUCUGCAUAGGACGACGUCGAUCGUCAGGGGGAUAACGGACGAGGUCGCAGAAGAAAGAAGACGGGUCUGGGCAUGUGAGCCGUCAUCAAUUCAAGACGAUGACUGCGACGCACUCCCUCCGACGGAUACGGCUGAAAGUUCUAGCGUAUCGUAUGGAUUUGCCGAGACUAGAGAGGAACUCGACUCGGUAUUCGCGUUUGUGCGUUUUCGGUCGACUCUGGCCACGAUCAUGGGAUUGAUCGUGAAAAACGCGUUCCGUCUGGCGCCAAGUGGAUAUGACGAGACGCUCCAACUAGACCAAGCUCUGGAUCAAUGGAGGCAAAAGUUGCCAUCGUCUUUCCAAGUCAUCACUCGAGCGGAUUCCAACUUGUCGUUCUUGGGAGCAUCGAAAACGCAUAUCACGAGGCGGUUCAUCCUCUCGACAGACUAUAAUUUCGCACGCAUCGCACUGCACCGUCCGCAUCUGGUCACCCGCGCUCGAAGUACCUGGCCUACGGAUCAAUGCCAACCGAGUCUCGAAGCGUGUUACAAGUCGGCGAUCGAUGAUCUUUGGGCUAGGGCGGUGAAUACCGAGUUGGGAAUCAAGGACGUUAGCAUGGGCACAUAUCGUAUCACGACAUGUGCUGUCAUCUUGGGGAUGAUCAUGCUCAUCGACCCGACCGACGGUCGACUCGGCGUCAUCCGCGAGUGCCUGCAACGUUUCGUUUCUGUCCGCCGCAAACACGCCAUUGCCGACGAGACGAAUAUGAAAGAUCUGGCUUUGCUGGAACUGGUAGAGUCAAAAGCGGCAAUGGGGGUAGCAGAGACGAGAGCACCCAACCUGUCCAACGUUGUGACGGCUCGCGAGAUCGAUAAUUCGGCAAACCAGUAUCUUCCGGACCAAGGAGACCUCUUCGGAUUCCCAGAGUCUUCCUCUGCAUUUUUGAAUCACGAACUCGACCUUGAACUGUUCACGGCGUUUAUGUCGCAUUUUGGGAGCGAGUAG
This is a messenger RNA of Filobasidium floriforme, 1983 nucleotides long. RefSeq lists its product as uncharacterized. Gene Ontology annotation, biological process: DNA-templated transcription; regulation of DNA-templated transcription. Gene Ontology annotation, molecular function: zinc ion binding; DNA binding; DNA-binding transcription factor activity, RNA polymerase II-specific. Bases 1 to 1983 code for a protein of 660 amino acids. NCBI's taxonomy places the organism in Eukaryota, Fungi, Basidiomycota, Tremellomycetes, Filobasidiales, Filobasidiaceae. The record is from RefSeq and is a predicted model, not a curated record. The transcript has 8 exons.